Penicillium daleae is the source of this 2598-nucleotide messenger RNA. Its product is annotated as beta-mannosidase. NCBI's taxonomy places the organism in Eukaryota, Fungi, Ascomycota, Eurotiomycetes, Eurotiales, Aspergillaceae. Gene Ontology annotation, biological process: glycoprotein catabolic process; carbohydrate metabolic process. Gene Ontology annotation, molecular function: beta-mannosidase activity. The record is from RefSeq and is a predicted model, not a curated record. The coding region runs from base 1 to 2598 and encodes 865 amino acids. The transcript has 6 exons.
AUGACUGUUUUCAAAUCAGCUCCGAUAGUAUCCAACUGGCGCUUUAAACAGGUUGGCGCAUUUGGCGUGCCAGAUUGGACAGAUGGAUUCCUAUCAGUAUCCCAAUUUCCAACAAAUGUUCACCUCGAUCUCAUGAAACACGGCAAAAUACCGGACCCUUACAUGGGACUCAAUGAAUUUGACGUGCAAUGGGUUGGGGAACAGCAGUGGCUGUACAGAGCUGAUUUCCACCACAGUGGUCAGCAGGAGCGCAGCAAAUGUGUCCUUCGAUUUGAGGGCUUGGAUACAUUCGCGACCGUCUCCUUCAACGGACAGGACAUACUGAAAUCGGACAAUGCCCAUCGGACGUAUAGAGUUGAUGUCACUGAGUUUAUCAAACAAGGUAUCAAUCAGCUAGAUAUACUUUUCGACGUUGCUCUGAUUAGAGGUAGAGAGUUGCUGGAUAAGUUUGCUCACCACACUAUUCAGUUCGAUAAAAAAUCAGAAAAAAGUCGAGUUUUUGUCCGCAAACCUCAGUAUCACUACGGUUGGAAUUGGGGCCCCGAGCUUACGACCUGUGGACCCUGGCGCCCGAUUGUGUUGGAGGAGUACUCGAGUAAGGUCUCGGAUCUAUCUUGCCAGAUCAAGGUUGACAUGGAUACCAAAACUGCGGUCGUGAAAAUUGCAAUCCAGUCUGAGGGUUGUGUUGCCGGUGACACAAUCAGUGUGUCAAUUACGGAUCCGAAGGGCGACGUGAUACAUGAAGUUUGCAACUUGCCUAUAAACGGUAAUCAUGCCUAUGCGGACAUUGAGAUUCAAGAUGCACAAUUCUGGUGGCCCAUCGGCUAUGGACAUCAGCCCUUAUACACAGUCUCGAGUGACUUGUUUACACGAGGUGCUUGUGUGCAUUCAAUCGCGAAAAGAAUUGGACUUCGAGAAGCUCAGAUUGUUAGACGGCCACUAACGGAUGCCCCCGGAACAUCAUUCUUCAUGCAAGUCAACCAGAUUCCAAUAUUUUCCAACGGAUCCAACUGGUGUCCUGCAGACCACUUUGUUCCCAGAGUCAGCCCAGAACGAUACCGACUUCAACUUAAUCUGCUCGCCGAAGGCAACCAGAAUGCCGUGCGCGUAUGGGCCGGUGGUAUAUUCGAAGAAGACAUCUUCUACGACAUUUGUGAUGAACUCGGCAUCCUUGUUUGGCAAGACUUUUUAUUUGCUUGUGCUGCGUAUCCGGCGCACGACGACUUUAUCCAAAAUAUUACUGCGGAAGUCGUGGACAACGUGACGCGUCUACGUCACCAUCCUUGUAUUGUUGCCUGGAAUGGAAACAAUGAAGAUUACCUCUUUGCGGAGCUCUUCAAAACAAACUACGAUAUCAAAGACACUGAUCCAGGAAACUGGUUGAAGUCGACGUUUCCGUCUCGCUACAUAUAUGAAGUGGUGUUGCCAGAUCUCUGCCGGAAAUUAAUCCCCGACGCCAGCUACCAUCCGGGAUCCCCCUGGGGUGGUGAAAGCUUCAACGACUCUACGGUUGGGGAUACUCAUAGAUGGGAAGUUUGGCAUUUCCUGCUUCCCUGGCAGAGCUAUGACAGUCUGAAGAGCCGGUUCAUAUCCGAAUUCGGCAUGGCGUCUUUGCCACAUGUUAAAACUGUUGAGUCUUACCUUGUCGAAUCGCCAGACUUUGAACGCCAUCCUCAUUCGCGAACCGUCGACGAGCAUAACAAAGAGUACCAGCACGAACGCAAGUUGGCCACUUACCUUGUCGAGAACUACAGAUAUACCUAUGCCCUAGAAGAUUACAUAUAUGUUUCGCAGCUUAAUCAGGCUGAAGCUUUGAGUUGUGCUCUUGAGAACUGGCACCGAGAAUGGAAAGGGAGCGGCAAUGAGUAUUGUGGCGGCGCUUUGAUAUGGCAGCUGAAUUCGACGUGGCAAGUGACCUCUAAGGCGCUUAUCGACUAUUAUAGUCGCCCAAAGAUGGCGUAUUUCACUGUAAAGCGAGAUAUGGCGCCAAUUACGCUUGGAAUGAAGCGAAAAACUUGCAAAACCUCAAAGUUCAAGGUUACCAGAGCAUUCAUGGAUGAAAAAACAACUGUUGAAGGAUGGGCGACAAACCUAACGCUCAGUUGCGUCAGGUUGGUGCUUUCUCUGCAGGUUUUUGAGCUAUCCACCGGCAAGGAAGUGCUGUCCAAGGAAGAGCCAUGUGAGCUACCAGCCAACUCGAGCGUGGAAUUGUUCGUCACGGAGCUAUCAAACUUGGAGAAGAUGAGCAAGUCCAACGAGCCUUUGAUUGUUUCGGCACGGCUGCUAGACCCUUGCGACAAGUCCAAGGUUGUUGCCCGACGCACAAACUGGCCACAACCGUAUCGGUACCUUGAUAUGCCUCGACCAGUUUUACAGAUCAAAGUCAUUAAUGAUGCGAUUUAUGUAAAAGCCAACGUGCCAGUAAAGGGCCUGUGGCUAUAUGUGGACAAGGUGGACUCGGUCAAGUUUGAUGAUAACGGGCUUGAUUUAAUACCGGGCGAUGAACAGACUGUCAUGGCCAAGGGACUUGGAGGCUGUGAACUUUUGGGUCGUUGUUAUGGCGUAGAAGCGAUUUCAUGGGAUGCUCCACCAGUUUGA